GUAAAACUGACUCGAAAUGGACUCAACAGAGGCUAUACAGGAGUUGAAAAAACUUAUUUCCGAUGUUAAGCCAUGUGCUGUUACAGAAUUCCUUGGAUGGAUCCGGAGUAAUAUCGACGAUAUGUAUGAGGAAGCAGUGGACAAAUCAAGACAGAACUGUGACAUCAUGCUGGACACAAUACGAGAUGAAAUAAGGGAAAGGUUACCUAUCAACGCCACCUUUCCCACAGAGCGUAUCCUUACACCAGUAGCUGGACCUAACUCAGACUGUGAUCCUACCACUACUGUCCAUGUAGAUGCUUUCUUGUUUGAUGAUAAUGUCAUCGAUGGCCUGUGUGAUGAUGGGAAGAUGAGUAGAAACUAUUGUCGGCAGUGUGGAUCAAAGGAAAUCAGUCCCCUAACCUUUAUAACUCACUCUGCAUCAGUGAGACAGAUAAAAUACAUGUUUCAAUACUUGCUACCUAAUCUCCAUGGAAAAGCUGUACUCGAUGUUGGAUCAAGGACUGGUGCAGUACUUUAUGGGGCAUAUCUGUUCAGUGAUGCAAGUAAAAUAGUUGGUGUGGAAUUAGACAAAAGCUUUUGUGAUCUACAGAAGAAGAUAGUGGAGAAAUACGAAUUCAAAGAUAGGAUAAAGAUUGUGCACCAGAAUAUAAUGAACUAUCUACAGUAUCUAAACAGAUUUGAUGUUAUAAUCCUCAAUAACGUAUUUGAAUUCUUCAUGGAAAUGAAAGCUCAGAAGCAAGUCUGGCAGUCACUGUAUCAAAACAUAAAUAAACCUGGCACAAUGUUGAUCACCAUUCCAAGUGUGAAGGAAAGUCUGCAAAAUCUGCAGACGAACAUAAAUCUGUCCAAAUGGCUGAAGGAGGUAGACAUGUGUGAGGUGUGCAAAAAAACAAAUAUGUUAAUGUAUGGCCAGGAAGAUCCAGACGACAAAGACCUUGCAUCCAUUCAUCUGUACGAGGUCCUUCCCAGGACAUAAAAGUCAUCUUAAUAUUUUUGUCAAGAUUAUUGAACAGAUUAUAAUGUUAAUUGUAGCAUCCUGCUUGAUGACAUUACUUAAUAUUCUCUUAUAGUAGUAAUGUUAAUUGUAUGACAUCAUUGUAAUGAAUACAUAUAAGGAAAGUCAGUAUAGUUGUGAUUGCCAUAUCAGUUCAUUCAGUGAGGUCAUCAUAUAUAACAUUACAAUUGACAUUAAUCUGAUUAGCCUGAAGAGAGAAAUUUCUCAAUAGCAAAACAAAUCUAACAUUUCUGAAUCAUUGACCCCGAUGAAUCACUUGUCAUCAUAAGUCCGUCUAUUUCAGAGAAAAUAACCUAAAACUCAGAUGGAGUGUUUAAUAGUAGUUUUCCCCUUUGAUAUCAAUAUAGGAGCCAAGUUUGUGUGCUAUCUUUUCUUUAAAAGUCAGUAUUCAAUAAAUUACAGUACUAGCAAA
Messenger RNA from Ylistrum balloti, 1430 nucleotides. RefSeq lists its product as uncharacterized. The record is from RefSeq and is a predicted model, not a curated record. The transcript is spliced from 9 exons. Lineage: Eukaryota; Metazoa; Mollusca; Bivalvia; Pectinida; Pectinidae. Gene Ontology annotation, molecular function: methyltransferase activity. Bases 17 to 979 code for a protein of 320 amino acids.